AUGGAAUAUCAGUUACGUCAUCUAACAGAUACUUUAAAAACAUAUGAUGAAGAACAAGAAUGUAUCGAUUAUAUUUCAACUAUACUUCGACAAUCUCAGCCAUCGUCUGUUUAUUUUAUUUUAUCUGACAAAUUUUGCGACAAAAUCUGUCCUAUUAUUCAACAGCAGCAACAAAUCAAACCAUCAAUCUAUAUAUUUUCUCCUCGAAAUAUACCACUUACAUCUAUGCGUGAAGGAUCGGAAAAUAAACGUUAUCAAUACUUUCUUAGUCACAUCCGCCUUAUCCAGAGUCUAUCAAAAGAUCUUGAUACUGAAGAAAAAAUAUCAAUGAGUAUUUAUAUACAAGACAUGAAAAACGUUUCACUAAAAUAUUUAGAUAAAGAAAGUCAAACAUUUCUUCUGUAUCAAAAGUUAACUAUUACUUUUCUAGAACAUCAACGUAGCACAACAGCAACAGAUGAUUUUAUGAAUAUAUUUAAGCAAUAUAUGGAAAGAUACAUAGUCAAUCUCGAAGAUCCUCAUAUAUUUGAAGAUAUAAUACUAUGGUAUAAAUCUGAUACAUUUAUUUCUCAAUUAUUAAAUGAAGCAUUAAGAACAAAAAAUAUUAAUCUUUUAUAUAAACUUCGAUCCUUUAUUAUUAAUCUUAUGAUUAAAUUAUCUAAUCAACAUUCUAAUAUAUUAUUAGAUGAUAAUAAUCAAAUUUUAACAUCAUAUCGCAAACAGUGUAUGACAAAAGAAAAAUUAAUUAAACUAAAAGUGAAUGUUAAUCGAUUUUUAUCUAUAAAUGAAUUUUAUUUGACAACAAUUGAAAAACCAACUCAUAUUCUAGAGCAAUCAGAAUCAGCAGACAUGGAAUGUGUUUUAUUCCAAAUCGAUAUUGAUACAAGCACGGAAACGAUUCAUUCUUAUACUAUAAUUAAUAGUUAUAGAUCAGAAAUAUUAUUUGCCUUUGGAACAGUAUUUCAAAUACAUUCAGUUGCAUUGGAUACAAAUACUCAUAUAUGGAAUGUUAAAUUGGUCAUAAAUAAAGAAGUAGAAAAUCAAGUUAUAGAUUUGAUCGGUCAGUUAAGAGAUAAAUUUGGUUAUCCAUUUGAUUUUAUGACAAUGGGAGACCUGAUGGAUGACCUAGAAGAAUAUAAUAAAGCAAUCGAAUUUUAUAGAAUAUUUUUAAAUGAAACAUCUGAAGAUGAUGAAUAUAUUCCAAUGGCUUAUAAGCAUCUUGGGCUUAGUUAUUAUAAUAAUGCAUCCUAUACAGAAGCACUCGAAAAUUAUUACAAAACAUUGAUGCUUUAUCGGUCUCGAUCCAUUUCACCAUAUGAUAAACUGUUUGUUGAUAUAUAUAGACAUAUUGGGCUCGCAUAUUCUGCUCGACAUCAGUAUGCAAUAGCAAUCGACUAUUACGAAGAAGCGGUUCGAAUUCAGAAAACACAUUUGUCAUACAUGAGUACGACGGAUUUCACCCACGUUAUUGGUAUGGCGUACUCUGAAAUCGGUGAUAAACAAAAAGCUCUUGACUAUUUAAGUAGAACAGCAUUGAUAAAACAUGAAGAUUCGUCGUUUAUGAUGCUGUCCGAUGAUCCGUCGUUUAAAAAGACAAUCGAUUAUACCACUGCACUUGAGAGUUUUCAAAAAGUGUUAACACAUUUAUUAAACAAUAAGUCUUCAGAAACACAGCAAUUUGAUUAUGAUAUUGCAACGUUACAUUAUAAAAUCGGUGAAAUUUAUUUUAAAAUGGAAAAGUACGAGGAAGCAUUGAAUCAAUUUAAAAAUGGUGUUGAUAUUUAUUUAAAUCUAUUUCCAUUAACUCUUUCUAAUCUUGUAAGAAACUAUGAUACAAUAACAGAUACGUCAAUUCUAAUUUUACAGAAUUAUCUUUCUGAACAUGAAUUUCAUUUUCGAAUGAUACCACUUCGUUAUUCAUUACUUGCUAAAACUUAUGAUUAUAUGGCAACAACUUAUUUUUUAGACUCCGAACAUAUUGAAACUACUUUGAGUAUAUAUAAAUUGUCUACUGCAGUUGAAUCGAUUCAACAAGAUUAUUAA
This is a messenger RNA of Adineta steineri, 2043 nucleotides long. Lineage: Eukaryota; Metazoa; Rotifera; Eurotatoria; Adinetida; Adinetidae. The record is from the annotation of a GenBank genome assembly.